CGGUGCAAAACUUUACGGCCUUUAAUUCCCCAUUUGAAUAACAUGUCCCAAAAGUCUCUUCCAUAUGUCGUAAAGUUUUGCUUUUGACUGUAUCAACAAUAUUGUCGCGAAGUUCUCCAUUUGUCUAUUGUAAUUAUAUAAUGGAACAUGGAUAAUAAUUAUGUAAAUAUGAAUGUAAGCAAUCAAUCAAUAAUGUACUGAUUAUGAUAAAUAUGUUCCCAUUUUCCAUAAUUAUUUUAAAAACCGAGUAGCAUUACUUAUGCGUCGCACAAAAUUUGUCCCAAAGUUGUGGGACAAGUUUUGUUCUUUGCAAGGAAAAAUGCAUCUACAUUUUUACAUGAACUUUUUGUGAAAAUAUCUACGCCAGCAGCUUGUUUUGCAAUCUGGAAAGCUGUCAUCAUAAUUCUAAGAAAUAAAUCUCCAUUAAGUAUGAUAUUGAAAUAAUAAAUACAUAUUUACAUACUUAGUACACACAUGUGACGUGUGAUUAGUAAAUAUAUACUAAGAAUUUUAAAAUUUCUGAGGUUUUUUACGAAAAACAAUAAAAAUCACUUUUUAGUACAUACAUAUUGGUUUGUUUGUGAAGAAAAAUAUCCAACUGCAUAUGUGGUGGCAAUUAAUUAAUUCUACACCAAACUAAAAUGAAUUAGCGGAAGCUAGUCACAUCUACGAAAAUUAAACCAGUUUAAUUUUGAAACAUGAGGUUGUCUGCCAUUAGCUUUGUAUGCAAAAAAAUCUCCUCUAGUAUAAAACAAGAUGUAUGUAUUUAUGUAAAUUAGGAUGGUGGAUAAGAUUAUUACCGUCCGGUUUAGGGACGCUUUGAAGAGAUCUACAUAUGUAUGUACAUAGGUAGUUGUUCACGUAGCCUGUUUAUCCGAACCUGUUUCUAUCUGCAAAACUGUUCCAUUAAUUCUAAUUAAUCAAGCUGGACGUUCCUCGCUGAUUUAUUAAAUAAUAAUCUCCUUGGACACAAAUGCAGUGCUAAAUAUAUUCUGUCUUGUCUUAAAAGCCUUGUAUCUUAAACUGGUAACGAGUGUAAUACGAUCUUAAUUGUAUAAUUUAUGCUAAUACUAUGAACAUAUGGGCACGUGUGUAUUUAAUUAUAUGUAGUAAAGCAACAUACAAAUGUAUGUAGGUUUGCUUAUAUGUAUUUGUUAGCUAGAUAAUCCUCACUUGCAAGAGUGUUUUGGUCGUGUAAAGUUCUAAAUAAAAUAUGUAGCUCAUACGUGGAAAAAAGUAUUUCACAGCGUAGUUCAUUCUUACAUAUUUGGGUCCCAUCCGAUUUCAAUUGAAUUUCAAUUUCCAGUUAUUUAUUUUACUCCUUAGUAAAGGAUACAUACAUAGGGUCAAAGAGGAAAAUAAUUACCAUUCGAAAAUAAAUAUAUUCCGCAGAAGAAUGCCAUCCUUAAUAUUACCUGCAUUCCUAAUUCUUCUAGAGAUAAUUGCCUUCUCGCAAGUUACAUCGAUGGUCCGAUCACCUCCAUCAAUAAAAAAGGAGCCUCCUAACGACGAGCUUCUUUUCCAAGUCCCCCGAAAAGGCGAGACAGACCAGCCGUUCAUUCUCCAAUGCGACGCAGACGGUGAUCCAGCCCCUGCCUACAGAUGGACGAAGAACGGAAAAGAGUUCAACUGGCUGGAACAAAAUGGUAGGAUUUCACAACGAUCCGGAAGUGGCACGCUGAUCAUCACUGCCCCCAAAAAUGAGGAUGCCGGGAGAUAUCAAUGUUUUGCAAGUAACAAGUUAGGGACAGCCACAAGUAAUUCAGUAAAUGUGAGGAAAGCUCAAAUGGACUCCUUCAACACGGAUGAGGGACCCCUCACCACUACGGCAGAAGAGGGGGCUCCGUUCAAGAUGACGUGCGAUCCUCCAUAUGCAUAUCCAAAGCCUAGGAUCUACUGGAUUUUGAGUACCCCGCAAGGAGCCCUUCUAAGUAUCAACUCGUCUCGGAUGACUGUGGACCCUGAGGGAACCCUCUGGUUUUCAAAUGUAACUCGAAAUGACAGAACCUCCGAGUACUGGUACACUUGUUCCGCCUAUUCAUUAUUCGGAGGUGAAUAUCGACUCGGGAGCAUGGUGUCGUUACAUGUCUUGCACACCAAUAGUUCCUCCACAGCUCCGAGUUUGCAAUACGUCACGGAAAGAAACACUUCGGCCCUUAAGGGAAGCUCAAAGUCGCUUUGGUGCAUCGUGGGGGAACACCCCUGCCAGAGAUACAGUGGACGAAGAAGGGCGCCUUUCUUCCCAUUGAUGUCCAAUUUACUAACUACGGGAAGACGAUGACACUCAACAAUGUCGAUUUUGAAGAUGAAGGAGAUUAUAAUUGUGAAGCCUCGAACGGAGUUGGUUCGCCCAUAUCCUACUCGGUCCACUUGACCGUCAACGCCGCCCCGUAUUUCAUUGUUGCACCAGAAAUACAGAAUGUUGCGAAAGAUAGCAAAUAUUUGUAUUUGCCAGGUCUUGGUAGACUACACUCUUAGAAAUCCAGUGUCAAAAUAAUCCCAAGAGGUACUUAUUCGUGUAUGACUUGGCCAAAGUGGUAUCGAUAAGCAAUACCGUGUAUGUACUACUACCUAAUACUUUCGUACAAAAGUUUGACCAAAUCGGCUGCAAAUUUUACGGCCCGGUAUAAUUUUAAUAAGAAGCUGUAACAACUUUAAUACUAAAAAAUUUAUAGUUUACCAGAUUUCUAAUAGUGUAGUUUGUCCUUAAAUUAAAAAACAAUAAGCAUAAAAAUCAACAUUUUAUCCUUUAUCUAUUUAAUUGCACAGGGGAAACGGUCGAGUUUCAGUGCAACGGGGGAAAACCGGCCCCAGAAAUUAAAUGGGUCCAUAACGGAAAAGAUUUAGCAGAAGCAGAACCUAAUCCAAGGAGAGAGAAAGUUGGAAGUUGAAAGAUUAUUAUUCGAAACAUUGCGCAUUCAGAUAUAGGAAAUUACGGCUGCAACGCUACCAACAUUUACGGAUACGUGUAUAAAGACGUCUAUGUCAACGUGAUCACUCCACCUGCAGAAAGUACCGAACAGUUACCAAAUGUUCCCACGAGGGGCGAUCUGGCAGUGUUGAAUGCAACAUUCCACGAGAUAUUGGAGCGUUUUAAGACAGACGUUAAAAAUUCGGCAGAGCUACUCAAGACCAGGUUGGAUGAUUGUAAAAAUUUCACGGAUAAGAAUCACUCCAGAAGUGACUUAAUCUCCCCAGACAUGGCAGAUCUUGUAGCGUCAGAUUACCGAUUGGGCAUACUAAUUUCGGAAGUUCGAAUGGCAUCUUUAAAUGAGACAUGCCAAUUUGUGAAACAACUUCAAAGGUUUCAGCUGGACCGGGUUGCAAUCUUAGAUGAAAUAAAAAAUAUUAGUUCCACUGUAUUUCAAAGUACGGGCGCCAUCUUGGACGCCUAUGAGGGUUUGAAUUAUAAGGUACUUAAGUAAUGUUUAUAUUUAUGAGAAAUUUAUCAUGGUCGACAAAAUACCUGGUCGAAAUUGUUUGCAGUCGUUAGCAACGAUUUCUAAGGAACCGAUGAAGGCCUGUGGGAAUCAUUCUGAGUCUGCAAACUCCACCAUACGAUAUGAAUAAGUAAUUAAUUCACACUUUCCUAUUUGUCAGGUAUUUUUAAAAGUAUUCAAUUGUUAAAAUAAAAUCAUCUCCUCAAAUUAUCGUUGAUGUUCUUCGUUACAUAUCGUUAAUCAUGAAAGGGCAGCUAUGCAUUAACGGAAAAUCUCAUGAGACAUGUGAAUCGAUAUUUAAUAUUUAUUAAAUAA
Messenger RNA from Folsomia candida, 3755 nucleotides. RefSeq names its product neuroglian-like. Gene Ontology annotation, molecular function: cell-cell adhesion mediator activity. Gene Ontology annotation, cellular component: plasma membrane; axon. Lineage: Eukaryota; Metazoa; Arthropoda; Collembola; Entomobryomorpha; Isotomidae. Gene Ontology annotation, biological process: homophilic cell-cell adhesion; dendrite self-avoidance; axon guidance. The coding region runs from base 1397 to 2281 and encodes 294 amino acids. The transcript has 13 exons. The record is from RefSeq and is a predicted model, not a curated record.